Papaver somniferum (opium poppy) is the source of this 1520-nucleotide messenger RNA. RefSeq names its product probable tyrosine-protein phosphatase DSP4. Bases 599 to 1294 code for a protein of 231 amino acids. The transcript is spliced from 6 exons. Gene Ontology annotation, molecular function: phosphatase activity. The record is from RefSeq and is a predicted model, not a curated record. Gene Ontology annotation, biological process: protein dephosphorylation. Gene Ontology annotation, cellular component: cytoplasm. Lineage: Eukaryota; Viridiplantae; Streptophyta; Magnoliopsida; Ranunculales; Papaveraceae.
GAGAUCCUAUGGUCACGUACCAACUCUUUUUAGUAUCAUUUUCUUUGAAAAGGAUAUCUUAAUUUAACUUCUUUCCUUUUUUCCCCCUUAGUGGAUAAAAUCCAAUACAAGAGGUCUAUUUAGAAAAGCAUUUGUUUUCAUAUUUGCAUGGUUCACAGAACUUAGUCGGCAAGCACAAACUAGAACCUUGCUCUUUCACUCUCCUCGCCUACACAGAAAUGUUACUGCUUUUGUAUUUGAUUUACCAUUUCAACCUUCCAAGUUGCCAGCCAAGGUCAUGCAUAAGACUAGAAUCAUCGUAGCAACUGGUGUCACAUUUGCGUACCGACUUGUAAAGUAGGGUGUGACAAAGAAAUAUGAGCCAGUGGUGGAACGCUGACACUUUGAAACUCCAAAACGAAGUUUCCCCAACUCUCUCACUUCAAGUUUCUUGCUUCUCACUUUAUCUUUUUGUAUUUUUAAAAGUAGAGUUUUCAAACGAAACAACCACUGACGUGACUUUGUAAUUCUCGGGAAAGCUACUUUCACUGGCUAUUCCCGCGAAAAGUAAUAACUAGGGGAUUUCAGAAGAAAAUUAAGAAGAGAGAGAAAUAGAUAGAUGAAACUACCCAAAAGCGUAGUCACAGAGGAGGUACAGGAAUUGGUGAUGGUGGCACCAGAUUUGAAGAUUUCAAGUUUACUGAAAGUAGUACCACCAGAAGGUAGUAAUGAUAAUGGUGAAGGAGGAGGAGGAGAGGAAUUAUUUGUACCUCCUUUGAAUUUUGCUAUGGUUGAUAAUGGCAUUUUUAGGUCUGGUUUUCCUGAUACCUCUAAUUUUCCCUUCUUGCAAACGCUUGGACUUCGCUCUAUCAUAUAUCUUUGUCCGGAACCAUAUCCAGAAGCGAAUAUGGAAUUUCUUAAAUCUAACAGGAUUCAACUUUUCCAGUUUGGAAUUGAAGGCUGUAAGGAGCCUUUUGUCAACAUCCCUGAAGAUACAAUUCGUGAGGCGCUCAAAGUUCUUGUUGAUGUUAAGAAUCAUCCAGUUCUAAUUCACUGCAAACGAGGAAAGCAUCGAACAGGUUGCCUAGUCGGAUGCUUUCGAAAACUGCAGAGAUGGUGUCUGUCUUCAGUGUUUGAUGAGUACCAGCGUUUUGCCGCCGCAAAAGCUAGAGUAUCAGAUCAGAGGUUCAUGGAGAAGUUUGACGUAUCCAACUUGAAGCACUUGUCACUUCCUUCUCUUGUUCAAAUAGGUCGGUAUCCGCCCAAAAUUUUAAGAACAGUCAAGAAAAUGGAAGGAUCGGAAGCAAUUUUUUAAAGCGUGAAGUGAAGCGUGACUCGGUUUUCAUUUUUAAAAAGCGAAACGUAUGUUGAAUCGUGAAGUGUCGUUUCAUGGUUGAUGUUUGAAGUGUCUAUAAAUAACAUUAGUUGUUCUUAAAUGGGUUUGAAAUGUAAAUUUAAGAAUAUAAUAUUUAUAUAAACUAAAUGUAAGUCCAAUUAAUAUCAAAAAAGCAUCUCUGGCUCAGUGGCUUAGCCGACUAUAA